Messenger RNA from Alligator sinensis (Chinese alligator), 1061 nucleotides. It is a transcript of the gene POU4F3, whose product is annotated as POU class 4 homeobox 3. Gene Ontology annotation, biological process: regulation of transcription by RNA polymerase II. The transcript has 2 exons. The coding region runs from base 1 to 1014 and encodes 337 amino acids. NCBI's taxonomy places the organism in Eukaryota, Metazoa, Chordata, Crocodylia, Alligatoridae. Gene Ontology annotation, molecular function: DNA-binding transcription factor activity, RNA polymerase II-specific; RNA polymerase II cis-regulatory region sequence-specific DNA binding. The record is from RefSeq and is a predicted model, not a curated record.
AUGAUGGCCAUGAACGCCAAGCAGCCGUUCACUAUGCACGCCGCCCUCCAGGAGCCCAAGUACUCCAGCUUGCACUCCAGUUCAGAGGCGAUGCGCAGAGUUUGCCUUCCAGCCCCGCAGCUCCAGGGCAAUAUAUUUGGAAGCUUUGAUGAGAGUCUGCUGGCCCGUGCAGAAGCUCUGGCGGCUGUUGAUAUUGUCUCCCACGGCAAGAGCCAUCCUUUCAAGCCCGACGCGACCUACCAUACCAUGAGCAGUGUCCCAUGCACGUCUACCUCCUCCACAGUGCCCAUCUCGCAUCCCUCGGCCCUCACCUCGCACCCGCACCACUCCGUGCACCAAGGCUUGGAUGGAGACCUCCUGGACCACAUUUCCCCCACGCUGACCGUGAGCGGCAUGGGGGCCCCCGACCACACGGUGAUGUCCGCCCAGAUCCACCCGCACCACCUGGGAGCCAUGGGGCACCUGCACCAAGCCAUGGGCAUGGGGCACCCCCACCCGGUCUCGACCCACAACGGCAUGCCCUGCAUCAACGACGUGGAGUCGGAUCCCAGGGAGCUGGAGGCUUUCGCCGAGCGGUUCCAGCAGCGGAGGAUCAAGCUGGGGGUGACCCAGGCGGACGUGGGGGCGGCCCUGGCCAACCUCAAGAUCCCGGGCGUGGGCUCGCUCAGCCAGAGCACGAUCUGCAGGUUCGAGUCCCUCACCCUGUCCCACAACAACAUGAUCGCCCUGAAGCCCGUGCUGCAAGCCUGGCUGGAGGAGGCUGAAGCUGCCUACCGGGAGAAAAACACCAAGCCCGAGCUGUUCAACGGCAGCGAGAGGAAGCGCAAGCGGACCUCCAUCGCCGCCCCGGAGAAGCGCUCCUUGGAAGCCUACUUUGCCAUCCAGCCCCGACCCUCGUCCGAGAAGAUCGCGGCCAUCGCAGAGAAACUGGACCUGAAAAAAAACGUGGUGCGGGUUUGGUUCUGCAACCAGAGACAGAAACAGAAGCGCAUGAAGUACUCGGCGGUGCACUGACUGGCCCGGGGCGAGGGGCCGGGGCAGGGCUGGACUCUUGUGCACUG